UGUCACCCGAUGAAGCGGAGGGUCCUUUUCUCUAUGAGGAAAAGCGUGUUGCACGUCGGGGUCAAACGCCUUCUCCUCUGAGGAAGUUAAUCCUGCAAGAAGGCGCCUUCUGCUAGCGAGGGUCCGGGCAGGGCACGUUUUAGCGUGGUCUGCUUGAAGGAGACGGCGAGAAAUGAUCAUGGGAGGCAAGACAAGCGCCAUCGCAGCUGGCGUGUGCGGCGCCCUCAUCAUCGGCUACUGCAUUUACUUCGAUAGGAAGAGACGGAGCGACCCCAACUUCAAGAACAGACUGCGGGAGCGUAGGAGAAAGCAGAAACAGGCCAAGGAAAAGGCUGGUCUCUCCAGGCUGCCAGACCUUAAAGAUGGUGAAGCUGUUCAGAAGUUUUUCCUUGAAGAAAUUCAGCUAGGAGAGGAACUGUUGGCUCAAGGUGACUAUGAGAAGGGAGUCGACCACUUGACAAAUGCCAUAGCUGUUUGUGGCCAACCUCAACAAUUACUGCAUGUCCUUCAGCAAACGCUGCCUCCUCCAGUGUUCCAGAUGCUUCUGACCAAACUUCCAACCAUCAGUCAGCGUAUUGUCAGUGCACAGAGUCUGGUGGAAGAUGACAUUGAGUAGGUGGAGAGUGAAAAGCCAUGGUGAUUCUCUCAUCCGCCUGUCCCAGCUCUGUCGGAGCCAGUGGCACAAAGAAGGCAGACCACUUCCUAAGCAGAAGAUGCUAAGUAAAUGACCCUAGUCUCAUGAUCUCUCAAUUUUUUUUUAGGUUCAGUUUUAUUUAUUAUUCUCACUUGCCUGUAUUUUGAUACUAAUACAUUUGUCAAAUGUUCACCCCCUCAAUAGAAGUUGUAUCUGAAAAUCUGACACAGAACUGUAAAAUUGUAUAUAUGAUUGAAAAAAAAAAGAAUUAUGUGACUUUAGUGGUAAUCACUAAUGUGUCUGUGCAUUUAAAAAUCUUGUCUGUCAUUCAAAGAGGUAUCAGUUUCCUUUUUUAAUAAAUAUUAUAACUAUGGUUCCACUUUUUUCUGUUA
Erpetoichthys calabaricus (reedfish) is the source of this 1026-nucleotide messenger RNA. RefSeq names its product translocase of outer mitochondrial membrane 20 (gene tomm20a). Gene Ontology annotation, cellular component: mitochondrial outer membrane; mitochondrial outer membrane translocase complex. Gene Ontology annotation, biological process: protein import into mitochondrial matrix; tRNA import into mitochondrion; protein targeting. Lineage: Eukaryota; Metazoa; Chordata; Cladistia; Polypteriformes; Polypteridae. The record is from RefSeq and is a predicted model, not a curated record. The transcript is spliced from 5 exons. Gene Ontology annotation, molecular function: transmembrane protein transporter activity. Bases 173 to 616 code for a protein of 147 amino acids.